AUGGGGUUAUGUGGAAAUCGUGCACAUUUGGAAUUUGAUAAAUGGACACCUCACACUUUUGAACCUACUCGGAAGAAACUUUCUCUAUGUUUAUUUAGCCAUGUUACCUGGAUGCAGUUCCUCAUGUUGCCAUGUUCAGCGUCCUAGGUGAUUGAGUGGAUUCUGCGGCUGCCUCUUUCAUCCUUGCUUUUAAAGUUUGUUGUAUCCCCUGUGGUCGUUAUUUUGUUGGAAAAUCAGUUAUUGUGCUUUUUCUUUCUGUGCCAUCUUGUGAAUUCUUCUUUUUUUUUUCUGAUUUUAUGCUUACCACAUUUUUGGUACCUCACUCCUAGACCUCAUCAGAUACUCUUGAAAUGUAUCACCGCUAUUACUACUAGGAUCAAUUUGGCAGUUGGUACCAUCUUAUUCAUGCAAACGAAUUGUCCAUUUGGGUGACCUAAUAAAUGAAAAAGCAUCCGUUAAAAUUCAAAAACAUAAUUAUUUUGGUUGCAUCAGUGGAUGGAGCUUACUUGAAUGGUCCAUUGAGAAAAACAGAAAGCUUUCUGCAAUUUUCUGGGAUCCAAUUUUUUUUUUAAUUUUUUCUAACAUGGAGUGACUUAUGUACACUUUUCAGACAUUACACAAAUAUUGGAAGAGGCAAAAAAUCGUUGGCUCCGUCCAAGUGAAGUCUGUGAAAUCAUUCGUAACUACCAAAGGUUCCAUCUCAAACCUGAUCCUCCUUACAAGCCAUCAGGUAACCUCUAUUGCUCUUUAGGUGCCUUCGUUUCUGUUUGAUUAUUGUUUAUUAUUUACGUAGAAGGAUAAAUCUUUCUCAGUGCAUCUGGUUAUCCCUUGGUUUCGGGAAAUAAAAGUAAAGUUGACAAUUAAGUUAUAGAUUUGAGGUUUUUGUUAUUUUAACCUUCUUUUUGGCUGUCACUCUAAGCCACCUUCUUGAUUCCAUCUUGUGUACUCGCUAUAUUUAUGUUUAUAGGUUCUUGGUGCUUGUGAAUGGAUGAUAAAAAUACUAUCAUUGUGCAUACUUGGUAUUUAAAGAUAGUUCUAUUUGUCAUUCUUUGGAUAUCCACUUAAUACGAUUUCUCCGUCCUUAAUAUAUUCUCUUAAAUCCUGUUCUUUAGGUGGGUCACUAUUUUUAUUUGAUCGAAAAGCUCUUCGAUAUUUCCGGAAAGAUGGUCAUCGAUGGAGAAAGAAAAAAGAUGGGAAGACUGUUCGAGAAGCUCAUGAAAAAUUAAAGGUAAAAAAUAUUUUAAAGGAGAACUCCACAGUUGGAUUUAAUCAUUCUUGAUAAACCUGUGGAAUUAUUCCAACUUCAAUUGCGUAGCUUAUUUCUUAUGAAACACUACCAUGAGGUUUGUAGUGUAUUUUACAUUUAUAUGCUGCAGUAUUCCAUAGAGAUUCACAAUAUUAGUGGGCGAGCUUGUAACAACCUCUCUCUAUCUGCGGUGACUUGAUCUGAAUAUUAGCGGGCGAACAUUACACUAAUUUAUCUCGAGGCCAUGUUCGCCUGGUUUCCUAGGUUAAUAACAAAUGGGCUAUCCAACUCCUUGAGGGGAUACAUUAACGGAGCAGCAAACAUAUGAUAAAAAUAAGCAGAAAAGUUUUAUAUUUUAUUUUCUUUGAAAUUUGGUACUCAAGAGGAUUAAUUUUGGCCUGAAAUUUGGAUCGCAGUUUACCUGAUUUCUAGAUUAAAUAUUUCUUUGGAUUUGAAUUUUCUUCUUUUUUAUGCCAAACAGAAAGCUUUUUUGCCCAGAGAAUUGAAAGAGAAUUACGUAAAUUAUUAUCUGUCCAGUUUCUGAUGUAAUUCAAAGGGUCUGAUGCAUCUUAACAUUUUAAUGUCCUGUUGAUGUACUUGCCUGACUACACAACCAUGCUUUAUUAUAUUGGAAGCAUGAGUAGUGUAUCAAAAAAAAAAUUAGUUCAUGUAUGCUUUAUCUUCUUAGAACAAUGUGCUGGUACAGUCUGGCAGUGUGGACGUUCUUCAUUGCUACUAUGCUCAUGGAGAGGAGAAUGAAAAUUUCCAGAGACGAAGUUAUUGGAUGCUUGACGGGUGAGUUAUGUUUUCUUUUGAUACCAGGGGACAUCUGAUACUCAUAUGUUAUGCAAUUAAGGUUUUAUGGACAAGUGGCCAUAGCAGUAUAUAUACCUCGCUGGCAUCUGUGUUACGUGCCUUUUGGGAUGAUAGAACAUGACUUGCCGGGUUUCUUGCUCUGCUUUAUAACUCUAGAAAAUGGUUUUUCGGUUAUACGCUCAGAUAUGAACCAUUACCAAAAAGAAAAUAAAUAAUUUCGUCAUGAAAUUUGCAAGUUAUAGAGUGAGAAUGGGGUCGGCAGCAUCUUUUCUGACUUGGGUUCUUUGUAGACACAUCUUUAAAUGUCAUGGAAUUUUUUCCAUUAUUUUUCUUAUAAUUUUUUUCUGUUCAAUCUUAACGUUACUUCCUUUAUGUUUCUAGUUCUAAUCUCUUGACCAGAUCAUUUUGUAUUUCGUGAACAUUGUCCAGUAAAAUAUGUAAUUAGUUUGUUACUGUUGAUAACUUUAUACUGAAUCCUUGCUUCCCUGAAUUUUUUUUGGCAAAAGUCUGUCUUAGCAGAAAAAUAGCCCUGGCUCAGAGAUCUUCAUCCGGGUUCAGUGAAUUACAUGACUUUUCUCGUAACACAGUCAAAUUACAAUAAGUUAUAAAUGACAUUUUUUUCAGUCAAUUAACAUGCCCUUCUUAUUUGGACUACCCAACAUGCUGCUUUUGAACCAUCAACGAAACUACCUUCGGGAGUUUUCUCGACCAUCUCAUUCAGAUGGGUUUUCCUUGUUGUCUUUCCCCAUAUAUUGUUGUCCUUGUCUUUGCCAAAAAAAUUCUCAGUCUACUUAAAGUUAGUGCCGUAUGAAAUGAUAUUCAACAGAUUUCAUUCUUGGUGUACGAUCACAGCAUGAAUGGCUUUAGAUUCAGUGCAACAUUUCAGUGUAUGGGGAAAUGUCUCUCUAACUUAUGCUGUUUUGUUUUUUCCAGGCAACUAGAGCAUAUCGUUCUUGUUCACUAUCGAGAAGUAAAUGAGGUAAUUUCUGUCUUUCAAAAAGAUGAAAUGCAAGUAGCCAUUGUUGAUGCAAAAUGUUGGCUAUGCUGAUUGCUACAGAAAUGACGUCGACCUGUGUUUUAAGAAAUGAAAUAUUAUUUAAAUAUCUUAUGAGUAAAAUAAAUCCCCAUUGAACUAGACAGCCACAUUUAGCGGGCUACAUGUUGCUUCAACCUGUAGGUGCGGCUUCAGAUGUUGCUGUAUACUUCUGAAGUCAAUAUUAGGCUUCCUGGAGAAUCCUGAGCAGCAUCCGCAUACAGACAGUUGCUGUUGGCUUUAUAAGCACAUGUGCUUGGCCACGAACCAUUAAUAGUUACAGCUCCAGAGGCAAAUCAUCAGUUUGGAACCCUCGUCCUGGUAUAUUCGCUUUCCAUAGCAUGUUCCACACCAGGUCCAACAUGCCACAAUGGGAGAUUUACAUCCAUCAUCGGUCUCUUAACAUUAGGACACUUGCGGGCUGUUGUUGGUUCAAUAAAGUAGUUUAUCUUGUUGACCCAUGAAUAUACAGUAAGACCUCUGUUUUGUUCCUUCAUCAAACAUGCAGUGACUGGAGUGGCCAUUGCUGUACAGCCAUGUCAUUGCUAUGUGAAAUAGUGAUGAGCAUUUUUUCUCCUAUCUGAUGGAGGAAGGCCAAAGUUGUUCAGUCACGUGACCAAUCUUUUACUGAGGGCCACCAGGCACAUAUUUGCAAUUGGUGGGAGUAACCUGGCUUGCACUUUCACUUGGACCUGCCGUGGGUUAAUCCUAUUGACCUGAUAAGUAAAUCGCAUCCAAAACCUAAUGUUUUAAGUUUUAAAACAUUACCCUAUCGAGUAUCUUGACGUUUUAAAACCUAAUGUUUUAUUUUAGGAGCUUUGCGAUUCCUAGCCAAUAUGAUGGGACUUAGUCUAGUUUGGUGAGUGAUUUAGUCCAACUUUCCUUUCCGUGUAAGUUUUGCUUGUUGCUCCAGAUGGAUUCAAGAAGGAAUCUCCAAGGGUGACCGAGGGAGGAAAUACUGCCGCUGAAAUUGAGUAGACAUCUUGCCAUCAGAUUUUAUAUUGUAGAGGUAUCAUGACAUGCAAAAAUUUCGAUCACAGUAGGGAUGUCCAGGGAUGCCAUGAGCGAGAGGAUGUAGGAGGUGAUUUUUUUAUUUUUUUUACUGGAAAUCUCCAUGUUUCUCCUUUGUUCGACGAACGUUAAGCUUUUGUGACGAAAUCUAUCAUGCUGGAAUUAUGUAAUGCGUCCAGAAAAUUUCUGGGUUUCAUAAAGAUACUUCCCACAGUUUCCAACGGGUUCCUCAUUUGUAGAAAUGAAUCGCUCAUUUAAGAUCCAUGUAAUUGAUAUUGUUUCUUGCUGACCGAGCGUACGAAGGUAAUAUGUACUUCUAAUUGUUUGCCAAUUUUCUUGAGCUGCGUUACACCCGUGUUGAGGUGUCAUUGGGUAUGCUUUCGUCCUGCUUUUUUCUGACUGAAAAACUUAACUUCUCUUUGAAUCGAAUUAGCAAUAUUUAGCUUUUUUUCCCAUUAAUAUUGAAUCAUGUUUUUUUCAGGGAAGUAAACCAGACGUUCCACAUUUAUUAUCCUCUGAUUCCGGAAUCCAAACUCAUUCUUGGGGCAUCCAAGCUACAAUUGUUGGUCAGCCAUCCUAUGCAUCAAGUCCUAGUACAGUUGCCUGGAGUGAGCAUGCUCUAUCUUCUGAACUAGAUGAUGUAGAUUCAGGGAAGGACUUCAGUGCUUCACCAUUGGUUGAGUCAAUAACAGGCUCUGUUUUUCAGAUCACUCCCAUUUCUGAACAUGUUACGUUUGAUAAAAGCGCAUCCAUAUGUGGGUCUUCUUCUCGUCCAUACACCUGGAGACAGACAGACAUCGGACUUUGGAAUUCUUUUUCUGCAAACAACACUGUUGCCGGGAACAUUGUGUCAAGCAACAGGCAUGAAACAGAUUAUAGAACGUCACAAGAAAUUGGUAAUAUUUAUGUAGACAACUGUAGAAGCCUAAAAUAGCAGGAUCCUGGAUUACUUCAUUGUCAUUGUUAUCUUUCGCAUCACUUUACUUUUUAAUGAUUUCAUCCUCAAUUUUCAUGUAUUGUAAUAAUUUCAUUGAUCAUUCCACACUGUGAUUUAUAAUUACACUUUCUUUUCCAGAUUUUCGUAAUAUUAGAAAGCGUGUUGAUGAUUGUCCACUUGUUGCAGGCUGCCACACCAGUACCUCACAUGGCAUUUACUCUGAUUCUGAUGAUGUCAAGUACGGUUUUAACAGAAGCGUUCAGGUCCUGCCCGAUAGAUAUCUUCAAAGAUUUUCUGAUGAAGAUGGAAGAAACUUUAGGGUAUUCAGUUAUAGUGUGAUCCAUUUAUUAGCUAUUUGUUUCUUUAAACUGGCAAGGGCAUCUUCUGCCUGCCUGUUUGUAAUUAAUUCAUCUCCCGGAUCACAUGAUAUGUCCAUUUUUUUAAAGAGUUUUAAGCUGUUUGAUCACUCAAAUCGCCCAUCUUUACUUGUAGGUUGUUACAGUUGUCUUGUCUUGAUCUCAGAUCAAUAUCGUAGGGUUUUCAAAUAGUUUUCAUGGGGAAAAUUCAUGGAAAGAAUUUUCCAUACACUAUUGGUGACAGAAACACGUAAUCUCGAUAACUAUAUAGUUUUUUCAAAUAGUUUUCAUUGAAAGUAGAUGCUAACAUAUUAUAGUUUGAGCAAGAUGAUGCAAUAAACCCUUGUCAUAUCAAUCACUGCUAAGAAAAAUAAAUUAUUUACCACUGGAGAAACAGGGGACAUUUAAAGGAUGUUGGGCUUAGAUAUGUGACUGAGUUACGAGGCAGGCUUCUUACAUUUGCAACAUGGAUUAAGUUACAUUUAAAAUUAUCCUUCAUGUGUCUGCUUCUACAGUUCAAAAGAUAUGCUUUAAAUUUACGAUUUUUCUUGAUCUUGAUUGGCAUGAUAUUGGUGCUAAACUGCAAUGGUCAGACAAUAAUAUUAGUUCAUACAAGGCAAUCCUCUGGUCUACAUUGAUUUAUUUUGAUGACAGAACAACCUAAGUUUGGAAAUAGGUUCCCCUUUUGAAGCCUCUAGAGCUUCUCAAAUUAUAUUUUACAAGAACCUGAAGUCUCACUACAGAUGCAGAUCUUAUGGAUUUAGAAGACCCCAACCCCCGAGCCUAAUGAAUGAAAAAUAACUCUACUGUAUAGCUUUUCAGAUUCUACCUUUAGUGUAAUGCUUUUCUUUUUCUUAAGCUUUGGAUACGAUGAUUUACUUUAUAAAUAUUUUCAACAGUAUUGUAGAAGAAUCAUACAAGGUCAAGCGUCUAUAAAUUCAGUCUUAAACACUUUGUACUUUCCCCCCUCCCGCACGUUUUGAUCCAUAUAACUGUUUUUCACAUCAGGUAGUUCAGAGGAACGAAAAUACUGAAUAUGCAGCUUGUCUUCCUGAUGAAAGGCAUGCGGGUGACUGGGCUAAUCAUGCAAAUGAUGAUGAAGACCUAUGUGGAAAGAUCGCUGGUCAGCAGGAGGGAUUCAAAAGGCUUGAUAGCUUUGGGAGCUGGAUGAGCAAAGAGAUUGGUGAAGACUGUGAUGUAUCAUUGGUGGGUACAGAUUCUCGUAACUGCUGGAAUGCACUGGAUAGUCAGAAUGAUAAUAAAGUGACCUCCAGCCUAUCACGCCAGAUGCAGUUAGACAUUGGUUCACUAGGCCCAUCACUCUCCCAAGAGCAGUUAUUUAGUAUUCUCGAUUUUUCACCAGACUGGGCUUAUUCAGGUUCUGAAACUAAGGUGAUCUCUGUCCCCCAAUAUUUCAUUAUAUCUUUGAUAAACCAGAUACCUUUCUGUGUUAUAUUUAUGCUCAUGAAAACUAUUUAUAUUUCUCACUUUUGACUAACCGAGUUUUGUUUUAGGUUUUGAUAGCUGGUAGUUUCCUAGGUGAGGUACAACACAUCGACAUAAAGUGGUGCUGUAUGUUUGGGGAAGUUGAAGUCUCUGCUGAAGUUCUCACAAGAAAUGUACUCCGUUGUCAUGCUCCCUCCCACCCCCCCGGGCGAGUUCCAUUCUAUGUUACCUGUAGCGAUCGGCUAGCUUGCAGUGAGAUUAGAGAAUUUGAAUAUCGUGACACGUUUAAAGUUGAUUUGAAUUUCUCCUGGAAAAAUGAUCGGAAUGAUGAAGUGCAUCUUCAGAUACGUUUCGCAAAAAUCCUAUCCAUAGGAGUGGACAGAAGCAAACUUUGUUUCAUUGAGAACUGCCCUAAAUGCACCAUCAAGGAGUUCUUUUCAGUUUUGAAUGAAGAAAAAAAUGAAUGGGAAAGGAUGGAGAGAAGCUGUGCGGCUUUUCAGAGUUACAAUGUUAAUCCCAGGGACAAUUUGAUACAGAAGCUUUUGAAGACCAAAUUGUACGAGUGGCUUUUGAAGAAAUCUCAUGAAGAUGGCAAGGGACCUAAUGUGUUAGAUGAGGACGGUCAAGGUGUCAUCCACUUGGCGGCUGCUCUCGGUUAUGAAUGGGGAAUGAAGCCAAUAAUUGCUGCUGGUGUUAGUCCAAGUUUCAGGGAUGCACAUGGCUGGACUGCACUGCAUUGGGCUGCCUAUUUUGGCAGGUUGGUUUUUAAAUUUUUUUAUGUGAUCAGCUUUAAAGACACUUUCUAACUAGUUGUCUCGUUUGUUCUGUCAUGUAGAAUUCCGAUUGACUCAAUUCAAUCUGGAAUUUCCAUAUAGAACCCUCUAAAGAGGAAAAACAAAUGUCGGAGGUAAAGCCACAACUUCUGUGCAUCUCUGCGAUGGAUAAAUCCCCAUGAAAAAGGCGCAGCUUUCAUGUAGUUUGGGCUGAAGUGAUCCGAGAGGAGUAGUACAUAUGGCGUGACGCUGGAUGAGAAUCUCUAGGUUGAAAUGGGCGGGACCCACCCACUCUUCCCCCCAACAAAAGAAAAUAAAAAAGAAAAAGGAAAAAACAUUGUACCAUAGAACGAGAGAAUGUCUUUACAAGGCAUGCAAUAGUGUUGACAUUUGGUUGUUGAGAUGAAGAAGGAAGCACUUGAGUGAUCUUCCGGAAUGUAUGUCAUGAAAAUUUCCAAGGUGUUUCUUUUUUUAACAUACAUGAUUUUAUACUGACCAUAAAUGCAUGGAGACUGUCUUCUUGUAGAAAUCCAUCUUUUAAGGGUAGCAUAGAUUUCCAAGGUGCAUGGAACCAUGUAGGAAAACUAUGUCAUCGUAACCCUGGCACUCAGUCAGCGUCGUUGUAGUUUGAUGGUUUUUAUAGUCAGUAAUAGAUACAAUUAGUUUAUAGCUGGGAUGAAUUUAUCAUACUGUGUACCAUAUGGCAGCAGUAAGCUAAACUGAAGCAGGUAAUUUCCUCUGUACCCUCUAAUUAUCCCGAGUGAGUCGUCCAACACAAUCUUUGUCGCGUAAGUCUUUCACAGUGGAAGGGCUUAGCUUCUGAAGAAUUAAUACCUGCGUGUGCUAGGAAAUAUUCCAUGCUUCCUCCGUAUGAAUGCUCUAUUUUUUGAUGAUUUGUGUCUGGAGUGUUCCUUCAGAAGAGAAGCUUUUCUGCUUUUUAGGCCACUAAGUUAUUAUGUUAUCAAACGUUUAGUAUGGACUUCAUCCUGUCAUAGAUUAACUGUCCCCUCCUUUUUCAGGGUGUAAAAGAAUCUGCUGCUUCUGAUAAAAAUGAGCUAUAUAAGCCUUAUUUAUUUUGGUAAGCUAAAUGAAAAAUGUCAUCUGAAUUUUGGUAUUUAAUUUUGUCUCCUGGCGGGGCCAUGCUCGCCUACACUUGCCAUUUUUUUUUUCUACGCAUGUUGUACUCCGAUAAUAUUGCAUAAUGGCUAACAUAAACUCCUGGUUUUUACUUGAAAGAAGCUGCCGUUUCUUUAUUUUUUGAAUUCUUCUUUCCUAGCUUUAUUUUCUCUAUUUGAAAUGCAAGUAUCAUUUCUCUUGCAAUUCCAUUUAUGCCCAACCUUUUUUCUUAUGUAGCUGCCCCCUAACCUUUCAAUGUUGAUAUUAGGGAGGAAACAGCGGUGACUCUGGCCACACUGGGCUCAUCUCCUGGUGCACUGACAGAUCCAACAAGAAAAUAUCCCGAAGGACAGACUGCUGCUGAUUUAGCAUCAGCUAGGGGGCAUAAGGGCAUUUCUGGGUACUUGGCUGAAGUCGACUUAGCAGGUCAACUUUCUUUGCUGGUUCAGAAGGAAAGCGUCAUGGAUAGUGUUGCAGCUGCCCUUGCGGCGGAAAAGGCUAUUGAAACUGUAGGAGAUGACGGCACGGGCACUCUAGAUGGAUACGAAGGAGAAAAGCUAUCGUUAAGAGGAUCCCUUGCAGCAGUAGGGAACUCUGCCCAAGCAGCUGGUCGAAUUCAAGCUGCCCUCCGAGUUCGUUCAUUUUGCCAGAUGCAGUUGGGGAAAAAUUGUGGCAUUACAGAUGAAGAAAUGCUAGUUUCCAGCUUAAACGGAAAAUCCCAGAAAACAACUCAUUUCAGCGAUUCAUUGCAUAUGUCUGCUGUGAAAAUCCAGCAGAAGUACCGUGGAUGGAAAGGUCGAAGAGAAUUUUUGAAGAUACGUAACCAGAUUGUCAAAAUUCAGGUACUACAUGCAACCCAAGUGAAUUUAAUGUCUUCGCGAAAGUAUUCCAUUCCGAUUUUCAAACGAGAGAAGAUGUAGAAAACAGAAUAAGAAAUGGAUCAGAUUUUAACGUUACUUAUUAUGAUCAUCAAUUAUUGCUAUCAGCUUUUUCAACAUUUUUAUUGGCCUUAUUCCAUCAACAUGGGAUCAUCUAGAUCAAAAUAUCGAAGAGAUUGAUUAAAAUCUCUUCCCUGUUGUUCACUCAACCGUGGUCAAAAGUUGAUUCCUGACGUCUAAUAACAACCAUCAUGAAAUCAAUGUGAAAAUAUGUUUUCUAACUUGGGCACGGAUCCGGUUUUGGAAUGUGCACCGUCUUAUGCAUCGAAUAAGUUGGCAAAACCACGACCGGAUUGCAUUGAGUUGUCUUAUUUUAUGGAUCUAUUGAAUCUGCAUACAAACUAUGCUUACUUGCGUGUGACUCAUAUUUGCAAUAAGUUCAUGUGUUCUGUGUACGGCCAACCUUCGAGAUGUUGGGGUUAAGAUUUCCGAAGGAAGAGUUCGACAUUUUCCAGAAUCCUUAGAGGACUACAACAUUUUCUGAGGGAGAAGAAAAUAGUGGAGAGGAAGAAGUAGAAGAUCUGAUUAGAUUGUCGUGUUGUUGACCGAUUAUAAUUUAUAUGCCUGUCAGGAAUAAAGGAAAAUAAGAGAUUCUUAGACAUAGCAGGCAGCAGCCUCGCAAAUCUUCUUUUCAUUCAUGAAAUCUUCAUAUUUUCUCCAGCGAUCUGAUAAUAUCUCCAUGUCUACCUGUUCGAACCACUUAAAUGACUGAUAUUUCGAAAGCUGUUAACCAAAUGGGCGGAUAAUUGCAAGGAGAAACCAUUUGUUGUGCCGUUCCAUGCACCUCAUCAUCAUGCUUCAAUUCUAUUGAGAUGUUGAAUUAAAAAUGCCAUGCCGGGUUCAUGUUAUUUUUUUCCUGCUCUCAGGUUGACAUGAAUCUCUUUUGAAACGACGGCGUGAUUUCUUUACUCGGUGUGCCAUCUUUACUUUCAGGCACACGUCAGGGGACACGGAGUUCGCAGGCAGUAUAAAAAAAUUGUCUGGUCUGUGGGUAUUGUGGAGAAGGCCAUACUGCGCUGGAGGCGCAAAGGAAGCGGCUUGCGUGGAUUUCGGGGCGAAGAGGCGAAUGGCGAAGGCCGCCAUGGGGACGCAGAGGAGACGGAUGAAUAUGAUUUCCUCCAUCUCGGUCGGAAGCAGAAGGCCGCCGGCGUGGAGAGAGCUCUUGCCCGAGUUCAGUCCAUGGCCCGCUGUCCAGAGGCCCGGGACCAGUACAUGAGGAUGGUGGCAAGAUCCCAGAAAUCUGACGAGGUGUUCCUCCGCCUUUUCCCUUAUUCAUCCUCCCCGCGCGGUCAGAAGCAUCUACGCUGACUCUCCUCACCGGUUGAUCGGGGACAACAAGUGGCAUGGCAUCACCUACGCUAGUUGACUUACUCACUCUCCUCUGGCGACUGCGUCGAUUCUCGAGAGUAUUUGACCUUGUCGACGGGCAACUUCCUUUCUGAUGUGGUGCUGUGAUUGACCCACCUUGACCAUUUUUUUUCUCCAGGGGGGACGGCGUAGGACGGACCGCAUCAGGAUUACGGAGGAAGAUCAGCAAGGAGAGAAGGAUACGCCGACAUCCACCAACCCGUAG
Molecule: messenger RNA, 11245 nt
Organism: Spirodela intermedia
Lineage: Eukaryota; Viridiplantae; Streptophyta; Magnoliopsida; Alismatales; Araceae
Source: the annotation of a GenBank genome assembly